UGCAGGGCGCGCGCAGGUGUCGUCACUUUGUGCCGGACUCCGCUGAGGGAGCUGUCGCGCACUGACGGCGUCGCCAUGGAGCCGAGGGCGGGUGUUUCCAAACAGGACAUUCGUGAGCAGAUUUGGGGCUACAUGGAGUCACGCAAUUUAGCUGAUUUUCCCCGGCCUGUUCAUCACAGGAUUCCCAACUUCAAGGGUGCUUCUCGGGCCGCUGAGCAUUUCCCACGUUUGCAGGCGUUCAAAAUGGCCAGAACCAUUAAAGUCAACCCUGACGCACCCCAGAAAAAUGCCCGCUUCUUCGUCCUCGACAGCAAAAAAACGUUGUUGGUUCCAACACCACGACUGAGAACGGGGUUGUUUAAUAAGAUCACACCACCCCCCGGGGCAACUAAAGACGUCUUGAGAAAAUGUGCCACCUCUCAGGGCGUGAGGAACUACAGCACUCCCGUGGGCUUGGAUUCCAGGGUCCUUGUGGACUUAGUGGUGGUGGGGUCCGUGGCUGUUUCUGAAAAAGGCUGGAGAAUUGGGAAGGGAGAAGGCUAUGCCGACCUUGAAUACGCCAUGAUGGUGUCGAUGGGAGCGGUCAGCCAGGGGACGCCGGUGGUCACCAUCGUCCACGACUGCCAGGUUGUCGACAUACCUGAGACACUCCUUGAGGAUCACGACCUCACCGUGGACUAUAUUCUCACUCCAACUCGAGUCGUCACCACGGGGUGUGCGCGCCCCAAGCCAGCAGGAAUCGUGUGGUCCAAGAUCAGCUGUGAGAUGAUGGGGAAAAUGCCAGUCCUCAGAAGCCUGCGCUGCCGAGAGGAGCAGGCCGGGAAGGACGUCACCCUUCGGGAUAAACACCGGAGCCUUCCGGGUGCCCGGGCCGCCCUGAGCACCGUCAGAAGCCCGCGGGAGCUGCCCUCGCUGGAAUCGGGCUCCGUGCCGGGGGAGGAUGUGCCUUCCAGCACUGUUUAUGUUGGGAACCUCCCCCGGGACGCCCGGGUGAGUGAGCUGAAGCGAGCCCUCAGCGCACGGGGCGCGGCUCCCUCACGGCUCACUUGGCAGGGGCCGCAGCGCGGGGCCUUCCUCCACUACCGGGACCCGGCCGAGGCCUGGCAGGCCAUCUCCCGCUUACAGGGCUUCUGUCUGGGCGCCAACACAGCGAGGGUGGCGCUGGCCAGGCAGCAGGGGGCCAGUGGCCCGGCGGGCGGCCGCGCUGGAGAGCCGCACCCUGACCCGUGACAACAUCCCACUCCGGCCCGCGGCGAACUUCAGAGCCCAGCACAGCGGGAUGUGGUGGAGCUUUGCUGCACGAGCUGCUUUGAGUUC
This is a messenger RNA of Eubalaena glacialis (North Atlantic right whale), 1317 nucleotides long. RefSeq names its product methenyltetrahydrofolate synthetase domain containing (gene MTHFSD). Lineage: Eukaryota; Metazoa; Chordata; Mammalia; Artiodactyla; Balaenidae. Gene Ontology annotation, cellular component: cytoplasm. The record is from RefSeq and is a predicted model, not a curated record. Gene Ontology annotation, molecular function: RNA binding. Bases 76 to 1230 code for a protein of 384 amino acids. The transcript is spliced from 8 exons.